CGCCUCCUCGGCGGGGCCGGGCGGGCGCAGCGGGGGGGUCGGAGCCUUUGUGUGGAGCCGAGCGGGGAUGGUGCCCGGAGCCGGCCGGAGCCCCUCGCCCUGCCAGCCGCUGGAUGCUAAGCGCCUGGUGAACGAAUGAAUAAGAAGCUGACCAGGAGGAGGGACUCUUGAGCAACUGCUAAGAUGGGCAUGAGGAUCAAGCUACACAGCACGGAUCACCCCAACAACCUGCUGAAGGAACUCAACAAGUGCAGGCUGUCGGAAACCAUGUGUGACGUCACCAUUGUGGUGGGGAGCCGCUCCUUUGCUGCACACAAAGCAGUGCUGGCCUGCGCGGCCGGCUACUUCCAGAACCUCUUCCUGAACACGGGGCUGGAUGCUGCCAGGACCUACGUGGUGGACUUCAUCACGCCGGCCAACUUUGAGAAGAUCCUGAGCUUCGUCUACACCUCUGAGCUCUUCACGGACCUCAUCAACGUGGGCGUCAUAUACGAGGUGGCAGAGAGGCUGGGCAUGGAGGAUCUGCUCAAGGCCUGUCAUUCCACCUUCCCCGACUUGGAGAGCUCAGCUAUUACCAAGCAGCCCUCUGGGUCGGGAGAAGGCCGUUCGGGCCCUUUGGGCAGCACGGCGACAGAACCAAACCCUUCCCUGGGCGAACUCCGAAGCAGUGGGGAGCACUUUGGCCCUGAGCGGAAUUGCAUCUUGCAUGGGGAAUUGGCAGGUGGCUACAAAGAGGAUGACAGGAAUCCCAUGAGUGAAUCCGGCCAUAACCUGCCUUUGAUGCAUCAACCACUUCCAAAGACAGAAGAGCAGGAACUGACGGAGCAGUUUGCUUCUCCCACCAACAUGGUGGCUCAACCCAGCCUGGGCAAUGUAAACAUGGCCGUUCAAACCACUGCAAGUACCUGCCAGCCCUAUAAGAUCCAGAGUAACGGGGACUUCAGCAAGACCAGCUUUUUUGCUGCUGAUACCUCGCUGGACAUCUCCACCGGGAGCAACUCCUGCCCCAGCAACAGUGACCAUUCCAAAGAUCAGGGCUUCGGGCAGAUGGAUGAGCUGCAGCUGGAGGACCUAGGGGCUGACGAGCUGCACUUUGAAGACGCUGGCGAAGAGCUGGGCCCGGUGGAGGAGGUCAUAGAGCUGAGCGACGACAGCGAGGAGGAGCUGGCCUUUGAGAACGACAGCCGGGAGAGCAAGGCCAUGCCCUGCCAGGUGUGCAAAAAGGUCCUGGAACCCAACAUCCAGCUGAUCCGCCAGCAUGCGAGGGACCACGUGGACCUGCUCACCGGCAACUGCAAGGUGUGUGAGACCCACUUCCAGGACCGGAAUUCCCGGGUCACCCAUGUCCUGUCCCACAUCGGGAUCUUCCUCUUCUCCUGCGACAUGUGCGAGACCAAGUUCUUCACCCAAUGGCAGCUCACCCUCCACCGGAGAGAGGGGGUGUUUGACAACAACGUUAUCGUCCACCCCAGCGACCCACUGCCCAGCAAGAUCAACCUGUUUGGCGGAGGGCCCGGCUCGGAGCUGGUAUGCACCGCCUGCGGGAAGCCACUGGCCAAAGAUUUCCAUACUGUCCGGGGCCACAUCCUGGACCACGUGAACUUGAAAGGCCAAACAUGUGGCGUGUGCGACCAGCGGCAGCUCAACCUCUGCAGCCUGAUGUGGCACACCCUGUCCCACCUGGGCAUCUCCGUCUUCUCCUGCUCCAUCUGUGCUAACAGCUUCGUGGACCGGCAUCUGCUGGAGAAGCACAUGGCCGUCCAUCAAAGCAUGGAAGAGACUCUCUUCCGAUGCCAUUUCUGUGGCCAGAGCUUCAAGCUGGAAGCGGCUUACCGCUACCAUGUCAGCCAGCACAAGUGUGGCGGCAGCCUGGACGUCGUCCGGCCCAGCUUCGGAGACCGGCUCCAGCAGCAAGCCCUCCAGAAGAGGAAGGUGCCCGAGGAAUUCCUGAGCGAGGACCUGGCUCUGCAGAACCAGCCAGGAAACAGUAAGUACAGUUGCAAGGUCUGUGGGAAGAGGUUUGCCCACACGAGCGAGUUCAACUACCACCGGAGGAUUCACACGGGAGAAAAGCCGUACCAGUGCAAAGUGUGUCACAAAUUCUUCCGCGGCCGCUCCACCAUCAAGUGCCACCUGAAGACGCACUCGGGGGCCCUCAUGUACCGAUGCACUGUGUGUGGACACUACAGCUCCACCUUAAACCUCAUGAGCAAGCACAUCGGCGUCCACAAAGGCAGCCUGCCGCCCGAUUUCACCAUCGAACAGACGUUCAUGUACAUAAUCCAUUCCAAAGACGCAGAGAAAAACACAGACAGCUGAUUGGGCGGCGCUGGUGGGGUGGGGGAGCAAACGCUAACUACAAAGUGGUGACUUCCCCCCCCGCACUUACACACAGUUUUAACAGUCGGACGUUGUGGAUGGAAUUCUCCUUUUUUUUGGCCUUGCCUCGGGAUUUUUCUGUCAGCAUCCUUCCAGUUAACAGCACGUGAGCUAAACCAAGAAGCCCGUUCUUUUUACUUACCUCCAGUCCCGUUAGAGGCCGCUGAGUUCCGUGGGUUGGCGUUUCUUCCCAGGUUUUGGAUCGAAUAAAUAGACAACUAUCUCCGUCGAGCAGGUUAACCCUAGCCUGGCCUCCCACGGGUUUGAGAUCACACCUAGAUUUAUGCUGCUAUUAUCCUGACAGCCAGCCUCAGUAGAGCCGGGACGGGAAGGUGUUGGACACGAAAACACUAGUUGGUUUUCUUCUAGGCUUUGCUGCUACUGGGAGGAACAAAGCAGAGUGUGGCCUUGCGGCCCGGGGGAGCGCUCCAGGAGUUCGACUCGAUGUCGAUUGUUUUCUCCCCCUUCCCCCCACCCCCCUCCUCCCUUACCUCUUCUGAAGUUUAAAACUCACAUUUGAGAGGCAGGGAAAUGUAGGCGUAACAGAGCAGCCCUAGCUCAGGGGCAGAGCUUCUUGGAGAAAAGAGGAGAGGUCUCUCUCCAUAAACUAGGCUAGAUUGUCAGGAGGGAACACGUUACCCUCUCUGAAGAGUCACUGAGCCAGGGGAAGCACGUAGCAAAUGCUGGCAGAAGGGCUGGUUUCCCCCUUGUUCUCCCCCUUUCCCCACCCCCAUACCGAAGAGAAAUGUUUUUAGCAGAGAUCAUCCCCUCCAAGUCUCUGUGAUUCUGCGGCCUGCAGUAGCACGUUAAUGCUGCUGGGGCACGACCUAUAGUUCACCCCGCCCUCCCUAAGUCGGUAGCGCAGCAGUCUAGGGGUUGGGGUGUGGAGCGCAUCGGGCAUCCCUGUGCCCGUGCAAAGCCCUCUAGGAUGAGGGUGAAAAGAAACCAUUGCCUUAACUCCUGGGAAGGUGUCUUUGCAGGAGGAGCGUUCUCCCCGCUACAGGGUUAGCCCCCCACCCCACGGUAAUGGAACGGCCACCGGGUCUGUGACGUGGUUUCUAUCGAAGGACGUCGUCGGUGCCGACGUAAGUUUGCCCCUUCUGCUUUCACCGGGUAACGCUGUAGCUUUUCUCACGCGCCCGCUGGUGGAGGUCGGGGUGGUUUUUCCAGCGUGACUGCCCUGGGGCGGGGAGGGGAAAGGCUUGAAUAUGACACAUGUAGCAGCCUGGGUUAGAGCUGUCCCUAGGUGACUUGUACUACCUCAUAACCUGGAAGCGCUCGGGGCUUGAAGCCACGGGAACCUGUGGACAGGCUCCCGAAUUUCCAUACACUCUGAACACUCUGCCAGCCUCUCCCCCAGCCUCCCAGGGAGUUUCUCUCUGCCAUGUUGCCUCUGAGAGGGACUGACUCACACGAGCUGCGCUCGAAGCAACGGGCUAAAAAAGCCACGCUGGCCGGGGCUCAGGCGAGCCCCGGAUCUGAGCUUGGGUGACUCGCUAGAACUGACGCUGGUGCUGCAACAUCCAGGCUACUAUUUUUAGCGCACCUGCUCGAGCAAAACUAGCAGGAGUCUGUCUGCCCGGGCAGGGAGGCUCGGUACCGCUGCAGUGUAGACACCCUCAGAGGAGCAGCGUUGGUCUGGCCUGGGGGCUAGGCGUCCCUCUGUUCGAACCCCACUGCUAACACUAACUUCACUGUGGCCUUGGGCAAGUCGCUUCGCCUCUCUGCCUCAGUUUCCCCAUCUGUAAAAUGGGGGUGGUAAUACUUGUGGUACCUACCUACCUCCCUGGAGCGUGGAGACGAUUAACCAGUUACUGUCUGUAAAGCGUGUUGAAGAUGAAGAGCACUUAUGAGUAUUAUUAUGUAGCAUCCUAGGGAAAUGACCCCUCACGUUCCUUUAAAAAAAAUCCCUCUCUACCCCUGCCCCUGGGUGCAAUAACAGCCCUGCAGCAUCAUCCUUCUCCAUACUCUGCUCUCUGUUUCUGGGCCCUGUGAAACGAACACUCGUGAUAAAGGGUAGGAUGAGGACUGGAAGAGGAAUGAGCAAUAAGCAGAGACUGCUUGCUUAGCCUAGCGCGCCAGGAGUAGGUUUGCAGGAGGGGCAUGAUGUCUGAGGGUGCACAAGGAAGGCAGGAGCUUGCGGUCUGAGGGGGCGAGGGCGUUAAGAGUUAAUUGUGCCGGGAGCCCUGGGGAACGGAGCGAGUCUCUUGCUCAUCUCCUGUUGAUUAGAGUCAGGAGCGGUACCGAUUCCGCCAGUCGGACUUCACGCUCUAGGGUUGGGGUGGGAUUUGCAGAAGGGCAGCAUCCCCGGCCACAUUUGGAAGCUCCUGCUUUUUAGCACGGUCAUCAGAAUCCCUUCCCAUCUGCAGCUGAUGGUGGUUGUUUCAGUGUAAAGGUUUAAUGCCCCCAUUGGCUCGUCCUCAAGCUGCGAUAAGGGCAUGUGAGUGCAGGCGAUGGAGACAGAGCCCUGAAGGCAUCUGGCUGCAUUCCUCCAGGCAGUGCCAGAGCUCACAUGGGGAACCAACCACAGCUCCUGAGCAGAAGGAACCCUGCUGACCUCUGUCCUGACGUGCGCUUUCAAACACUGGUGCCCCAGUCAAACCACGUGGCACUGAGAAAAAGCCUAUGGUGGCGAGACCAUCAUCUGAGAUCUGCCCUCCGCAGUCUGUGUAAUGUUAACCAGUUUAAGGGAUGCCAUAUGCAGAUAUCCCUGGGUGGCUCCAAGCUUGACCCAGCCCCUGGAUAUGGCCCUCCGUGGAAGGUGUUUAAAAGAGGAAGUGGAUGUUGAAAUGACAGAAUUCUAGUUCUUGAUUAAAUCUGCCCCGAACUUUGCUAGCCCUGGCUGACUUCUGACUUCAUGUCGAACUGAACAGGUGAACCCGUGAUUGUCAUAGAGGGGGUGUCCUACACCUUUCCCUGCCCCACCUGGUGCUGAUUAAAUGGACGGCAGGUCUGAGCCAGUAGGGGAGUUCCUAUGAAGGGUUUUCAAAGAGGCAAGAAGUUCUUGGGUGCCCGUAGCCAUCCGGAGGUCAUUCUGCCAUGUCCCAGAAGCCGUGUGGAACACUGCGGGGCCCUGCCCCACGGUUACAGGUCUGCACACCCGAAUCGAAGCAGUGAAGCAAAAGCCUUUGCGGCAAAAAAGCAAACAAACGCUUGGACGCUGAAACACUAACAGGCAAGCGACACCCUGCCCAAGGUCAGGGGAAGGGAAGGCUGACGCCUGCCCCCUUUUUUGUGACUUUGGUCUGUGGCUACGUCUACAGUAUGAGCUAGGGGUGUGAGUCCCCUUUUGUGUCCACAAACUCAUUGAGGUAGCAGUGAAGCCAGGGUGGCCCAGGGACCGUCUGAAACCGCUGGGUAUUUACUUGGCAUGGCUAAGGGAGGCCCCUGCUGCCGCUCCCCGGGCUUUGACUGCUCCGCAGCUCAGCGUAGCUGUCGCCAGUGGGUCGAGGAAGGGGGAGCUGUUGGCUCAGCCAGGGAGUGGCCAGAACUCAGAUCCCUGCCCACUUCUGCCUUUGGCUUUUCCCUGGGUUAUAAUGACCCAUUUAGUUCUCCCUCAAAACACUCAAGAGAUUGGCAGCCAUUUGGCUGUGUGCUUGCUCGUGGGCAAGUGAAAAAAAUUCCAAUUUGCAAAACUCUGUCACAAGUUCAAUCCCUUAGUUUCUCCGAAUUGGGAUGAGGCCAAAACCUGGGCUCUCCCUCCCAGCCUGGGGAUCCAAUGCCAGGAUCCAGCCGUCACCCUCCGGAGCGCCCUCCCUCGAUAUGUCACACCCAAACUCCACGGGAGUCAAGUAGAGUCUUUCUGCUAACUUUGGUGGGCUUUAGAUCAAGGCCCUAACCCCAGACGCGAUGACCAAUCUGCAACGGGUCCCGGUGUCUUCCCUUGCUUGGGCCACCUUCUUUACCAUUCAGUUUUCUGCCUCCCCUUUGUCAUAUGGCUACCACUGGGUCCUGCCAGCCAGGCUAGGAGAUCAAGUAGUCUUCACGAGCAAUGUCCAUGCCGAUUUGUGGAGGGCAGGAUUGGGUGGAGUCCAGAGACAGAAGGAGUCUCUCUCAUGCUUUCACCAUGAAACCAGAGCAGGCUGCUCUGCUCCCUGAGGCUAGAGUCCAAAAUCCGUCUCCCAUUCCAUGUAUGUCCUGCUGAUGCCCCCGGCUCACAGAGCAGGUUUUUUGGUUUACUGCCUAACAAUUAUUCAUGCCCUGGCCCCGCUUCAGAAGCCAAAUGCUACUUCUAGUGGGAAAAGGUAACAGUAUUGUCUGGUAGACCAUACAGGGGGCUGGGAGAGAGACCCCCUGGGUUCUGUUCCCAGCUUUUCCACUGGCUCAGUGUGUGUUCUUGCAACAAUUACCCCCCAGUCUGUAAACAUGGGGGACACUAAGAAAUACCUACCUCACAUGGGGGUGGGUGUGAGGUUUAAUUCUUGUUUGUAAAGUGCUUUGGGAUCCUUGGGGAUGAAACAGUGGCUUCUAACAGGACAACACGUUAUCAACGAUCCAAGCGGCAUUGUAGGGUUCUGUUUAAUCCCAGGUGCCUGCCACGCUAAUGGGGCUUGAAGCAAGCUGCCCCGUCUCUAACCAAAAGGCAGCAGUGUCCCAAUGGAGAACGUAACCUUAUGAGACUGGUCUCUUUAUUUCUGAAACACAAAUGGGGUUUGCUUUCAUUCCUCCCCUCUCCCGAAGGAUCCAGAUCUCUUAAAAAAAAAAAAAAAAAAGCAGAAAAAAGAGUUGUAAUUACUGUCUAACCUUUCCAUUAAAUUAAUAGUAGGUACUGACCUGAUAUUUAAGUGGUUACUAUCUAUUUGCUGUAAAGUUUUGUAUAUUUUGUAAACUCCCCCACGCCCCCAAAACAGUAGAUGUCUAAAAUCAUUGUACAUCGGAUUCUUUUAUACUCCAUCAUCCAGCACAAAGUGUGGUUUUUAUUUAGAAUAAUAAAAUGGAAAACAGCCA
Messenger RNA from Caretta caretta (loggerhead turtle), 7326 nucleotides. It is a transcript of the gene ZBTB39, whose product is annotated as zinc finger and BTB domain containing 39. Gene Ontology annotation, molecular function: protein binding; DNA-binding transcription factor activity, RNA polymerase II-specific. Lineage: Eukaryota; Metazoa; Chordata; Testudines; Cheloniidae. Gene Ontology annotation, biological process: regulation of transcription by RNA polymerase II. The record is from RefSeq and is a predicted model, not a curated record. Gene Ontology annotation, cellular component: nucleus.